AUGCCACCAUUGAACAUGCUAAGCCUUGCCGAUCUCGAACAGGUGUUGCGAGAAAUGCAGCUUGAGUUGCAAGAACUCAAGGAUUUCAAUAAGGAGUUGACAGAGGAGAACAAGAUCCUCAAAGCAAACCAGCCAAAGCAGAAGAAAAAGGGUCAGAAUGUCUCUGAGGAACACAUGGCCUUUAACAAAGAAAUCUGUUUAUGUGGUCACAAGUAUGGUGCCUGCUAUGAAAUGUUUGCACCAGACAGGCAACUUCUUCAGCAUCCUAAUCCCACUUUCACUCCACCUCUCAAUGAACCUUCACACUAUGAAACACAGGCCUCAGCAGAGUCAGCCUUGAUCACAGAGCUAUUCAGUCUACUUCUGUCACACAUCCUCCAUCUGGUUGGGGAUAAUCACUUCGCCAACAUUUUUGAGGAUGCGAUGAACAGUAGCCGUGCAUCUGAAAUCAAGAAACUGUGCUCCAAAGCUGGGCUUAUCUUUGGUCUUCCUGAACAGUAUUUUACCGACACAGCUUACAACCGAGCAAGCAUACCUGAGAUUCAGUGUCUCCUUGGUACCUCUACAUCCCAGUGCAUGCCCAAGCCCUUCCUGUCCAUCCUUUUUCCGAAUCUGGUCGAAGAUCCAUUGUUGAAAACAGUCUUUGGUAAUUUGGAAAUCUUCGGCAAGGUUAUUUUUCUACUGAGUGCUGACAAGGAAUUUCACUAUUCUGGCAAGGGUGAGACUAUGAAGACUCACUACAACUAUAUGUUCUCCUCAUACAAGAAGAUUCUUGUCAAGAACUGGAACACAGAAUACAUGUGCGACAUUGUGAAAAAGCUGAAUAAUUUCAUCUUCUCCAAAGGUUCAAGAACGACUAAUUCGACAUUAGACAAAGAGGAUUUCACAGCAGCUAUGGAUCAUGCCUUGGCAGGUGUGGUCGAAGGCGAGGCAAGCACUGCAUGGCCUGAACCUGUUAUAGAGGAUAUCAUGGAUGAAACAGGUUGCUGA
Messenger RNA from Suillus subaureus, 990 nucleotides. RefSeq lists its product as uncharacterized. The coding region runs from base 1 to 990 and encodes 329 amino acids. The record is from RefSeq and is a predicted model, not a curated record. The transcript has 4 exons. NCBI's taxonomy places the organism in Eukaryota, Fungi, Basidiomycota, Agaricomycetes, Boletales, Suillaceae.